Vespula pensylvanica (western yellowjacket) is the source of this 1114-nucleotide messenger RNA. RefSeq names its product 39S ribosomal protein L19, mitochondrial (gene mRpL19). NCBI's taxonomy places the organism in Eukaryota, Metazoa, Arthropoda, Insecta, Hymenoptera, Vespidae. The record is from RefSeq and is a predicted model, not a curated record. The transcript has 4 exons. Gene Ontology annotation, cellular component: ribosome; mitochondrial large ribosomal subunit. Gene Ontology annotation, biological process: translation. Gene Ontology annotation, molecular function: structural constituent of ribosome. Bases 138 to 1049 code for a protein of 303 amino acids.
AGUGUCUAAACUGCUUUUAAGAUUCUAAAUAUAUCUGACGUAUAUGAAAAAACUAGAAAAUAACCUAUUUGUUUGUAAGAAAUUGAAAGAAGUUUGUAAUUUAUAUUUAACAAAAAUUAUAAACGUUUGCAAUAAAUAUGCCUAUCAUUAUGAAAAUUUUAUCACAUAAGACAAGAUUUGGAUUACAAAUAAUGAGAACAUUGACAAAAGAAACACGGCGAUAUUCUUCGACAAUAUCGACACAAAAUUUGGAAAAUAAUAAUCAAAAUACUAUAAAUGUAAAUACAGGUUCAAAAGAUGAAACAGUUUCGUUAGAUUAUCGAUUUGUUUAUCCAGAGUUUCUACCUGAUCCAAAUCCAUUACAUCGUAAUUAUAUUAGAGAAAAAUUAGAACGUAUGGAUAUGAUCGCAAGAAGAUCUCAAAUAGAUAUUCCAGAAUUUUAUGUUGGAUCAAUAUUAGCUGUAACAUAUUCUGAACCACAUGCACCUGGAAAAGUAAAUAAAUUUGUUGGAAUAUGUAUCCAAAGAAAAGGUUGUGGAUUAAGAGCAUCAUUUCUUUUGAGAAAUGUGAUAGAUAAUCAAGGUGUCGAAGUUCUUUUUAAUAUGUAUGAUCCAUCUCUUCAAAAAAUAGAUUGUUUAAGACUUGAGAAAAGAUUAGAUAACGAAUUAUUGUAUUUACGAGAUGCACCAUUAGAAUAUAGUACCUUUCCAUUUGAUAUGGAUGCAGAAUUAUUACCACUGGGUUCACCUGUUCCCAUAAAUGAUAUUAAAGUACCACUUAAUCCACGACCAUGGCUAGAAAGAUGGGAACGGAAAGAAUUAAAAGGUGCUACAAAUAUAAUUGUCUGUCAAAGACGAUAUAAGAAGGCUGUAGCACAUGCUACACCUUGGGAAAAAUAUGACCUCAUGAAAAUUUAUAGGGAAACUAUACCUGAAGAAGAACAAAAAGAUAUAUUUGCAGAGGUGCAAUCAAGUCUUCAUGAUUUAGAAAUAGUUCGACAUAAACAAAAACACAUACGAACCUUUGUACGUCCAAAAAAACGUGGGUAAAUUAUAUAUUCUUAAACAUAUGUAUAAUUAGGAAAUAAAACUAUGAUCUUUAAUGCUAAUAUAAA